Molecule: messenger RNA, 915 nt
Organism: Aegilops tauschii subsp. strangulata
Lineage: Eukaryota; Viridiplantae; Streptophyta; Magnoliopsida; Poales; Poaceae
Source: RefSeq, a predicted model, not a curated record
UGUCUAUUUAAAUCGCACAUAAAAAAAUCCGGUCAAAUUUUCAUUGUAAAUAUGAAUUCCUUUGUUAUAAGAGCAGCUAAACCUUAUUUGGCCACUACAGGAGCAACUGUUAAUGGUCAUUAUGGAGAAAUCCUUUACAAGGGAGAUAGGUUAGUUACGUUUAUAUAUGAAAAAUCGAGAUCUAGUGACAUAACGCAAGGUCUUCCAAAAGUGGAACAAAUCUUUGAAGCGCGUUCAAUUGAUUCAUUAUCCCCGAAUCUCGAAAGGAGAAUUGAGGAUUGGAAUGAGCGUAUACCAAGAAUUCUUGGGGUCCCUUGGGGAUUCUUGAUUGGAGCUGAGCUAACCAUAGCCCAAAGUCGUAUCUCUUUGGUUAAUAAAAUCCAAAAGGUUUAUCGAUCCCAAGGGGUACAGAUCCAUAAUAGACAUAUAGAGAUUACUAUACGCCAAGUAACAUCAAAAGUGCGCGUUUCCGAAGAUGGAAUGUCUAAUGUUUUUUCGCCUGGGGAAUUAAUCGGACUAUUGCGAGCGGAACGAGCAGGACGAGCUUUGGAUGAAUCGAUCUAUUAUCGGGCAAUCUUAUUGGGAAUAACAAGGGCUUCCCUAAAUACCCAAAGUUUCAUAUCUGAAGCAAGUUUUCAAGAAACUGCUCGAGUUUUAGCAAAAGCUGCCCUACGAGGUCGCAUUGAUUGGUUGAAAGGCUUGAAAGAAAACGUAGUUCUGGGGGGGAUUAUACCUGUUGGUACCGGAUUCCAAAAAUUUGUGCAUCGUUCCCCACAAGACAAGAACCUUUAUUUCGAAAUAAAAAAAAAUCUAUUCGCGUCGGAAAUGAGAGAUUUUUUGUUUCUCCAUACAGAAUUAGUUUCUUCAGAUUCUGACGUAACAAACAAUUUUUAUGAGACAUAAGAACCCCCAUUU